Messenger RNA from Alternaria burnsii, 2322 nucleotides. RefSeq lists its product as uncharacterized. Gene Ontology annotation, biological process: protein phosphorylation. Gene Ontology annotation, molecular function: protein kinase activity; ATP binding. Bases 1 to 2322 code for a protein of 773 amino acids. The transcript is spliced from 4 exons. The record is from RefSeq and is a predicted model, not a curated record. Lineage: Eukaryota; Fungi; Ascomycota; Dothideomycetes; Pleosporales; Pleosporaceae.
AUGGCGGGUAACCUGGCUCCUCGCGUUGUCAAUAUUGGAAGUAUCGACACGUAUGAAAGUAUAGAUGACGUUGAUGCAAACCUUUACGAUGGCUUCCUGGACAACCAGACGAGGAACGCAUUUCUCGCGAUGAUGCGGCAUCUUAUCGGAAAGAGAGGCAAAGAAUUUCCCCGAGGCAGCCGCGGAAGGAAGGUUGUGAAUAAAUGGAAAGACAAGCAAAACUAUUGGAGAACGAAGGUAUACACUGGUCAACCUGCGGCGACAGCAGUCAGACCACUCCCGACUCCACCACCCAUUGCUCCACCAAUGGCCCUGCAAGCUUCAUUGACUUCAGUAGAUCACGCACAGGUAGCGCAACAACAAUCGCAAGAGUCAGGUGCAACUGGAGACGCGCCGGAAGGAGAUGGUGUAGACACGCCUACAGCUAUAUCUGAAGCUUCAAGUGGAGAGCGCUCGCCUCCAUUCUAUAUUCGAAACAGUCCUGAAAGAAAACAAUUUUUGGCUCCUACGGCGGGGCAGCGACGUGAUUUCUACAACCAUCAAGAUGGUAAUUGGAAGUUUGCGAUGACUCUCUAUCAAACUAGACUUGAUGAAAGCGCGGCGAAUGAGCGGCGGUAUGAGAAGGGGACGAUGCCUCGCAAAUCAGUUUUCCUUUAUGUUCGAACCACUGAUGCUGGGUUAAUCGAAGAUCAAAUCACAGUUAAAUGUCUAGAGGCGCUGGAUGUGAAAGAGUUCAGCGAUGCGAAGCACGAGAUUCUUAUGAACCAGCGCAUCAGCCAACUCAAUUGUUCGCAUAUGAUACCAUACCGCGGUAGCAGCGAAAGACCUUGCACUAAGAAAAUCCAUCGUCGCAACAAUGACAAAUCAGUGCCAACUGUCUUCAGUAUAUACUCGUCUUUUGCCGAACUUGGGACUCUUGCACGCGUCUACGAAGGGCAUAAACUCACUACUCCCAAGAAACCUGUACCCGAGCAUUUCAUCUGGUAUCUACUCAGUCAGGUGACCGAGGCACUGAUAGCGCUGCAGCAGGGUACUUGUGGAGAAGACGCAGAUUCGGAUGCCACCUCGGUGGUGUGGCAUCCAAUCAUUCAUUCCGAUAUCAAAGCCGCCAACAUAUUCCUUCGAUCCAACAACACUCAAUACCCCGCUUAUCCAAGAGUUGUUUUAUCUGAUUUUGACAUCGCUUUUGAACUAGACGAUGAAUAUGAGAAGCAAAAAAGGAUGGUCCAAGGCACGCCGGGAUUGAUGCCUCCAGAACGAGACGGUGCUGGAUUGUUCGAAGAUCAUUGGAUACCAAAUGAGUGGCUUAUCUCGGAGAAGUCGGACAUUUGGAGUCUAGCUAUGACAGCGUGGGCACUAAUGAUGGCCCACAAAGAGGAAAGCUUCUACGAGAAUGUCCAAGAGCGAUCCAAGAACCCAAACCAUGUUCAAAAUCUGAGGGAUGGAAAUGUUGGAAGCCGAGAUAGUAUUUUCCCCCAAACGUUGGGAGAAAUUCCCGCAGAAUACAGUGUGCGCCUGUGCCAAGUCAUCUCGCGCUGUCUACGGUACAAUCCCAAAAGACGCAUGUCACUUGAGGUCCUGCGAAGAGUCAGCGACGAUAACCUGUCCAGACUCGAUAGGAUGUAUGGCGAAGAAAUAAGAAAAGGAAAAGACGCAAUCGCCGAUGAAUUCAAACUCGAAUAUGCCAAAGAAGAUAGUGACGAGUGGGCACAAUAUGCUAUCGGCCAGGAAUUUGUACCGCCACGAAAACGGCGAAAGACAGACAGCGCCGGGGAAUUUGAAGAGAGAUUGACUAGACUGGCUACUGAUUGGGCUUCCAAGGCUGUAUACCCGCGCCCUAGUACAGAAGUCCAAGAUGAGGUACUGAAACAUGUCGAUAACCUCAUCAGCAGCUCGACAGAAGAAGCGAUUAGGACCUUCCGUGAGCGUAAAGCUUAUCUCACCGCCUGGCAAUAUCUUUGUUCGAGUAUAGGCAGAUACACAUCAUCUCAACGUGACGUUUAUGUGGCUACCGAUAUCACCAUCGAGGCUUUACAAGAAUCGCUCGAACGCAAGACAAAGAAGGCAGUGCUUAUGUUGCUCUGCGAGACAGUCUUGGAACUCGCCUUGGAAUCCGCAUCAGGAGAUCAAAAGACCGGUCUUCACACGUUGCAGCAUGUGGUCAUGUGGGGUCUAGUGUUGUUGGAGAUCAAUGCGGAGCCGGUGACGCCACGAUUGAGUGACAAAACGGAGAUGCAUCGCGGCAUGGCCAGCUUUAUCCUUGAUCAACCUUCCGGUGUGCCUGUGCAUGAAGAUGCCGACCCAGAUGUAAGUAUCACAUGA